CUUUCUACAGAACACAGGACCUAUUUAAAGAUGCGCGCCGGCGCCACAGCGGCACGGUUGAGGGCUGGGGUCUCUAACGUGCCGCAGCAAUGGCCAGACACGUCGAGCUCUAUAACGGCGCCAAGAUGCCCCUCCUGGGGCUGGGCACCUGGAAGUCAUCUCCGGGCCAGGUGACUGAGGCUGUGAAGGUAGCGAUUGACCUUGGGUACCGCCAUAUCGACUGUGCUCAGGUAUACCAGAACGAGAAGGAGGUGGGGGUGGCCCUUCAGGAGAAGCUCAAGGAGCAGGUGGUGAAACGCCAUGAACUCUUCAUCGUCAGCAAGCUGUGGUGCACAUUCCAUGACAAGAGCUUGGUGAAAGGAGCCUUCCAGAAGACCCUCAGCGACCUGCAGCUGGACUACCUGGACCUCUAUCUGAUUCAUUGGCCAACAGGCUUUAAGCAUGGUGAUGACUAUUUUCCGUUGGAUGCGGCAGGCAGCGUGGUUCCCAGUGACACUGAUUUUGUGGACACCUGGAUGGCCAUGGAAGAGCUGGUGGAUGAAGGGCUGGUGAAAGCAAUUGGCAUCUCCAACUUCAACCAUCUCCAGAUUGAGAGGAUCUUAAACAAACCUGGCUUGAAAUAUAAGCCGGCAGUUAACCAGAUCGAGUGCCACCCGUACCUAACUCAGGAGAAGUUGAUCCAGUACUGCCAUUCCAAAGGCAUUGUGGUGACUGCCUACAGCCCCCUAGGUUCUCCUGACAGGCCCUGGGCCAAACCCGAGGACCCUUCACUCCUGGAGGAUCCCAGGAUCAAGGCGAUUGCAGACAAGUACAAUAAAACGACAGCCCAGGUGCUGAUCCGAUUCCCCAUGCAGAGGAAAUUGGUGGUGAUCCCCAAGUCUGUGACACCUGCACGCAUUGCAGAGAACUUUCAGGUCUUUGACUUUGAGCUGAGCAGCGAGGACAUGGCCACCUUACUCAGCUACAACAGGAACUGGAGGGUGUGUGCCUUGGUGAGCUGUGCUACCCACAAGGAUUACCCCUUCCAUGCAGAGUUUUGAAGCUGUGGAUGCCUGCUGUUCCACAGGGAACUUGCACCUGUUCCUGCCUCAUUUUUCCUUGCAAGUUAGUGUGGCUUGUGUCCCUCAGCAAUGGGCAACACUGGGUUGCUAGCUUGACACUGGAUGUGAAGAGCAAUAUCAGUAGAUUAGGUCUCUGCCAAUCUUUUGCCUUUCUUCUUGCUCAUCUUGGGAAGUACAACCUGAGCACACUUUUAUGAUUAAAGAGAAGCAAAAACUACAAAUUUAAAAUAGUGCCACUAACCAUUCUGACUGAGUUCUGACUGCUUGGAACUGUAAUCCUUUCAGCCAGACUUCUCUUUGCCUCAAAUAAAAAGUUUUUGUGAACUAGA
This is a messenger RNA of Sciurus carolinensis (gray squirrel), 1390 nucleotides long. RefSeq names its product aldo-keto reductase family 1 member B (gene Akr1b1). Bases 90 to 1040 code for a protein of 316 amino acids. The transcript has 10 exons. Gene Ontology annotation, molecular function: aldose reductase (NADPH) activity. NCBI's taxonomy places the organism in Eukaryota, Metazoa, Chordata, Mammalia, Rodentia, Sciuridae. The record is from RefSeq and is a predicted model, not a curated record. Gene Ontology annotation, cellular component: cytosol.